Molecule: messenger RNA, 1542 nt
Organism: Uncinocarpus reesii 1704
Lineage: Eukaryota; Fungi; Ascomycota; Eurotiomycetes; Onygenales; Onygenaceae
Exons: 5
Coding region: 1-1542 (513 amino acids)
Biological process (GO): mitochondrion distribution
Cellular component (GO): cytoplasm
Source: RefSeq, a predicted model, not a curated record
AUGCAUGAAAUUAUAACAUUACAGCUGGGCCAGCGAAGUAACUACCUCGCAACGCAUUUCUGGAAUGUUCAGGAAUCCUAUUUCACAUAUUCCGAAAAUGAAGUGUCACCUAUCGACCAUGAUAUCAGUUUCCGACCAGGGAUAGGGGCUGAUGGGUCGGAAACCUUCACCCCUCGAACAAUCAUCUAUGAUCUCAAAGGCGGUUUUGGUUCUCUUCGACAAUAUAACAGUCUUUAUGAAGCUGAAACGGAGGUUGGGAUGCCGAGAGGUUUAUGGGAUGGCAACGAAGUCAUCCAGCGCCAGACAGUCAUCCCAGCAAAUGAAUAUCAGAAAAGCCUUGAGCUCGGCCUUCCGCUUCCCAAACUCACGUCGGAGUCCGUCCGGUACUGGUCUGAUUUCAAUCGAUUGUUUUAUCAUCCAAAAUCCAUUGUCCAACUGAACGAGUAUGAUCUCAAUUCCCAACUGUUGCCGUUCGAAGACUGGUCAGUUGGCGAAUCCCUUUUCAAUAGCCUGGACCGGGAACAUGAUCUUUUGGACCGUGACUUUAGGACUUUUGCAGAAGAAUGCGAUCAAUUGCGAGGAAUUCAGCUGUUCACCGGAGCCGAUGAUGCUUGGGGCGGGUUUGCAGCCAGGUACAUCGACCGAUUGAGGGACGAGUUUGGUAAGAAGAGCAUCUGGACUUUUGCAUCAGAGAGCGGCGGAAAGCUCGAUCGAGGAAAGCAGUAUCUCAGAGCAAAGAAUUCUGCAAAAACUCUUUGUGAGCUGUCAAGUCAGUCGACUGCAUACAUUCCAAUCUCAAAGCCUCCGGUGAAGCAUCCGCAUUAUGUAAACUUGAAUAUGCCAUCAGAGUGGCACCUCUCGGCUUUAACUUCAGUGGCCGUAGAAAGUGUAACGUUACCAGCGCGGCUUCGCUGGCAUGAAGGAUUGGAGCCCUGGUUGCUUGAUAAUGCAAGUCCACAACGCAUAUUCACAUUACGCGCCACCAUAAGGACGGAGGACUCGGAGCACAGCUUUGCCAGUCGCUUGAAUGAUUUGACAGAAAAUAAAGUUGGUGAAGGCAGACAUGAUGACAUAGAGAAUUCAGAACGGCAGUUGGAUUUGAAUUUCUCCUCGAUUGGCUCAACUACUCCGGAGAAGACGCAUUUCUUCAGCCGGGUCCAGGUGGACCGUGAUUCGAGAUACGGUGACAGCGAGCGCAAGCAGAAAACGGUUGGUCAAGGCCUCACUGCUCAACGACUUUCAUCAUGGACCGGAUAUAAUCCCAGCGUCUUGAGCUAUUUCCAAACCCCGUUGGAAUUCCCCAUUCUUGAUUCUUUCCCGCCGGACUUGAUUCGCAGGCAACCUCCAGGAAGAUCUACGCUCGGGGUUCAUGUUGCAUUAUCUGCAACCAGUGGCAUCGGCAAGGACCUCAAGAACCUGCAACAGGUCGUCGGACGACGAAUCGCCGUUGAAGAAAGAGAGGAUCUGAUCAAUGGGUUGAAUGAGCUGUCAGAGGCAUAUCAGGCGCGCUGGGAAAACGACUCUGAUUCCGGGGAUGACUGA